CGGUCAAGUUCAGCCCGGGGAAAGGGGGAUAUUCGUGUAUAUUUCAACUGUAUUGUUUUAUUUUAAUCAAACUUUUAUGUCCGAGUAAAGUCAACGCGAUGUUUCCCAAUAGAACUUGUUUAUGAACACGAGCCGUGGCACCAGGGAAAUGGAUGUCAACGUGCUGCACACGAUCGACUCGGAGCUGGAGUCAGAAAACGUGGCAGCGCUAAAGUUUCUCUGCAGCGACAUCGUCCCGCGGAAACAGCUGCAGAAGGUGCGGGACGGACGGGACCUCUUCUUGAAACUGGAGGAGCGGGGGCUGCUGGGAGACGACUGUCUCAUAGUGGCGGAGCUCCUGAUCACAAUCCAGCGCUUUGACCUGCUGCGCCACCUGAGACUCACUCGUGUCGAGGCAGAGCGAUCUCUCAGCAGCCGAAGAGGCUCUUAUACCGGGAUCUCGCCUUACCGUAAAAUACUGUACAACCUGGCGGAAGAUGUGACAGAGGACAAUCUCCGCACCAUUAAGCACCUACUACAAUUACCCCGGGGCAAACUGGAGCCCAGCGUGAGCUUCCUGGACCUGCUGGUGGAGAUGGAGAAGCAGGGGCUGCUGGGGGAGGACCACCUGGAGGAGUUGGAGCGAGUGCUUGACCAUGUGGACAAGCGGCUGGCCGCGAGACUGCAGAGCUACGCAGCGCAGAGAGCAGCAGGGGGCGGUAUUGCACACCGUUUCCCAGACCAGGAAUCCUCUGUAAACCCAUUCAUGGAAAGCAGCAGUUACAUAAGCUCUCCCUCUGAAGAAACUGGAGCACACGAACCCAUUCAUCUACACCAGCCCCAAAAUCCAUCUGUCCCAGAGUCCAGUGGCAGCUUUUCCCCAGGUGCACCUGUUCACUCUCACUUAUCCGUGGAUGCUGGGCCAGUACACUCAUUUUCAAUACCUGAGCCACAGCAUGUAUAUAGCAUGGCGCGGCGGCCUUGCGGGCACUGUGUCAUCAUCAACAACCACCACUUUGGGGAGGCCAGGAAGAACAGGAACCUGAAAGUAACACUGGCAGACCGUGAGGGGACAGACAUAGAUGCACGGGCACUGACCAGUAUCUUCUCCCGGCUGCACUUCACCGUGCACCAGCGAAAUGACGUGACCGGGGUGGGGCUGCAGGAGGUGGCAAACGAGUUCGGGGCGAUGGGGCACGGCGCGCUGGACGCCUUCGUGUGCUGCGUGCUCUCCCACGGCAAGAAGGGCGCCGUGUACGGCACGGAUGGCGAGGCGGUCCCCAUACGCGGCAUCACCCUGCCCUUCACCAGCAGCCGCUGUCCCUCGCUGGCCAAGAAGCCCAAGCUCUUCUUCAUCCAGGCGUGCCAGGCGCAGGAGGAUGAGGAGGAUGGGGGGGCGCCGCGCGUCCAGGGCGACGGAGAGGGGGGCUGGUACGACUCGGACGCCGGGCGCUGCGUGCCGGACACCAUCCCCAACGACUCCGACUUCCUGCUGGGCAUGGCCACGGUGGAGGACCACAAGUCCUUCCGCCACACCGUCGAGGGCUCCGCCUUCAUCCAGGAGCUCUGCCGCCAGCUAGAGAGUGGCUGUCGGAGGAACCAAGACAUCCUGACGAUCAUGACCAAUGUGAACCGAGAGGUGAGCGGGAGAAGCUUCGGGAGAAAAAGACAGAUGCCGGAGCCCAGGUACACGCUGACCAAGAAGCUGAUUCUGCCCCUGGACUGAGAGACACAAAGCCCCCAUCAUCGGCAUCUCAGAGACACUCAACAGUGCCUAAUCAACUCACCCAGAAGGGAAACCCAUUUACUCAUGACACGGUCAGCCAUCUCAUUUGUGUGCUUUCUGAAGGUCCAGGUGGAUUUUACCAUUCUUUGUCUGAAGUGCCACAAAGUCAACAGGAAAUAAAUUUUUAUAUUUAGUGGCACCCUUCUGGACUGUGUGAAUCAGAGCAACAGUAUUCCCUGGUACUGGCUUGCUCACUGCAUUACUGACUUUGCAACAAGUUUUUUCAUCGGU
This is a messenger RNA of Megalops cyprinoides (Indo-Pacific tarpon), 1996 nucleotides long. Its product is annotated as caspase-8-like. The coding region runs from base 122 to 1705 and encodes 527 amino acids. NCBI's taxonomy places the organism in Eukaryota, Metazoa, Chordata, Actinopteri, Elopiformes, Megalopidae. Gene Ontology annotation, molecular function: cysteine-type endopeptidase activity; protein binding. The record is from RefSeq and is a predicted model, not a curated record. Gene Ontology annotation, biological process: negative regulation of extrinsic apoptotic signaling pathway via death domain receptors; proteolysis. The transcript has 10 exons.